UUCUCCUUUAGAAUAGCUUCAAUUCUUGAAAACACAUUGGGAAUCCGAAGAGGAGAUGCAGUUAUUGUGAUGUUACCAAAAAUACCUGAGUUUUACUUCCUUAACAUUUCCGCUCUCAGAGUAGGUUGUGUAUUAAGUCCUGCAUCCACUAUGCUUACUACCAAAGAUCUGGUAUAUCGAUUCAAAGCUCUAAAUCCUGUCUGCGUGAUUGCCCAUGAUUCAGUUGCAGACACAGUCGAAGAAGCAGCUGAAUGUCUUCCAACUUUGAAACAAAAAGUAAUCGUUUCUAAAUCACCUAAUAAGAAGUUUGGCUGGUUUGAUCUGAACCAUAUACAAUUAAAUUCGGAUGAUCAUAAGUGUGCCGUGACAAGAAGCGAUGAAAGUAUGGCUGUAUUUUUCACAAGCGGAACUACUGGAUAUCCGAAAAUGGUAGAACACACUCAUGCUAGCUUUCCAUUAAGCCUUGGCGAUUUAGGAAAGUAUACUUUAGAUCUCAAUUCUGAUAAUAUGUCUUGGAGCAUAGCAGAUACCGGUUGGGGUCUGACGGCGUACUCAAUUUUUUCAACAUGGUCCCGAGGUGCCUGUCUUUUUAUUCAUGAAAUGCCAAGAUUUUCUCCUCAAACAAUUCUUCAAAUGCUUUCAAAAUAUCCUAUUGACUCAUUUGUCGCACCACCUCUAGUGUACAAAUCAUUACUUGCAGAAAAUAUAGCAUCACACAAGCUAUCAAAACUGGAGCAUUGCUGUUGUGGUGGUGAAGCUUUGAAUCCCGAAAUUAUACGAAAAUGGCGAGCCAGUACUGGCUUGAAAAUUCAUAACGUAUAUGGUCAGACUGAAAGUACUGCUCUAAUAACAUGUAGGAAGACUUUCGAAUACCGUGAGGGCUCACUAGGUAAACCUGUUCCUGGAAUGAAAGUUACAAUAGUUGAUGAAAAUGAAGAAGAGCUGGGUGUCGGCGUUAUUGGUGAAAUAGUAGCAGAAAGAAAAAACGCCGUCGGACUAUUUAAAGGUUAUAAAGAUAAUCCAAAGGCAACCAAAGCUGUUUUGACAGAGAAAUACUUUCAUUCUGGUGAUUUGGGUUACUACGAUAAAGAUGGUUACUUUUGGUAUGCUGGUAGAAAUGAUGAUCUAAUCAAUUCAGCUGGAUAUCGCAUUGGCCCAGUUGAGGUAGAAAAUGCCUUAAUGGAGCAUUCAGCUGUGAGAGAGGUAGCAGUGAUAAGUUCACCAGAUUCAAAAAGAGGGGAGGUAGUCAAAGCAUUUAUAAUUCUAAACGAAUCUGUUAAACCAAGUGAAGCAUUGAUUAACGAACUUCAAGAUCAUUGCAAGCGCAUGACUGCACCUUACAAAUAUCCAAGGAAGAUUGAAUUCGUCAGUGACAUGCCCAAAACGAUAUCAGGUAAAAUCUUGAGAAAAGAACUGAAACAAAGAGAAUGGAAAAAUUCCUGAGAAGAAAGAGAGAAAAUAUUAUGGAGUAAUUUUGUGCUGAUUUAAAACAACUUAAUUUUUUCUUGGCGCUUAGCGUUUGCGAAAUAAAGUGUACUGCCCAGCAUGCUUAAAAUGUA
Parasteatoda tepidariorum (common house spider) is the source of this 1559-nucleotide messenger RNA. The record is from RefSeq and is a predicted model, not a curated record. Lineage: Eukaryota; Metazoa; Arthropoda; Arachnida; Araneae; Theridiidae.